GCCAUGGACGCCAGGCGCCAAUACGAAGCCAAAUAAAUGCCGGUGGUGCAGUAUCUUGCCGCAGAGACAUCGGCAGUAUGCCAUUUCCAUCGAUCUUGAGCGCUGGUGCAAAGCUGGCUGGCUUGCAUUUGCCCUGAGCUGCAAUAAGCACAUUAUUAUCUUGCAGGAUGCGCAGCGACGACGCGCGUAGCGCUGGCGACGCGACGAACGCCCCGCCGCGCUGCGCGUCGCCGCGAUCCGCCAGCCACGCCGCGCUGCUGGAGGACGAAACCCCCGCCGUGUGCGGCGCCGGCGACGCGAGCCCGGCCAGCCACGCGCUGCUGGAAAACGACGCCGCCGCAGACGGCUGCUGCUGCUGCCGGAACGAGCGCUGCACGAACCACGCCAAGGUGCUCACCGUAGCAUUGGUGCUCUUCCUGAGCAUCACCUGCGCGCAGUUCGGCCUCGCGUUACUCGCGAGGAGCAACACGCUGCUCGUGGACUGCGCGUCGAUGUUGGUCGACAGCGCGACGUACGCGGGGAACCUCUGGGCCGUCUGCCGCGAGACCAACGAUCCCGAGGACGCCGCGCGGGGCGCCCUGGUGACGUCGGGCCUCUCUAUUUUGGUGCUCGCGGCGAUCACGGCCUGGGGCCUGUCCGGCGCGGUCCAGGACUUGAGAAGGAGGCACCCGCCCGACCGGGUGAACGCCGAGAUCGUGCUCAUAUUGGGGAUCUUCGGCCUCGUGUUUGAUGCCGCGACGCUGUUGGCGUUUCGCGCCUGGGGCCAUACUGAGGAAGACGAUGAAACGGGCAUCGAAUUAGUGGGCACGGGCGAAGAACACGACUUUGAGGACAUUGAAAGGACGGCCGACGAGAUGAACAUGUGUUCCGCCUUCUCGCACGUGGCCGCCGACACGAUUCGGUCGGUGACGUCGGUGUCGCUGGGCCUCUUGAUCAUGCUGCGGCCCGAUCUGAACGGAGCGAAGUGGGACGCCUACGCUACUUUAAUUGUUACGGCGACGGUGCUGCUCGGGUCGGUCCACCUGGCCGUGGACUGGUGCCGCGUCGCGCGCGGGCUGGCUCGGGCGCGGCGGCGGGCGGAGAUCCUGUCGAAGUUGACGCCGCGGCGAGUCUUCGAGGAAUCGAAGGACAGCGAAGAAUGUGGUAGUCUUGUGUAAACAACAUGUGUC
Messenger RNA from Pelagomonas calceolata, 1169 nucleotides. NCBI's taxonomy places the organism in Eukaryota, Pelagophyceae, Pelagomonadales, Pelagomonadaceae. The record is from the annotation of a GenBank genome assembly.